UUGCCAAGGACAGUGGGCCCAUUCCGAGGUUGGGGAAGGCAUUGCAACAAGUUCGCUCUCGGGAACAGAGUUCUCAAUUGCCCUCUGAAAAAAAAAAAUCUCUCAACGUUUUACUGGGAACAAUAAAUUGCGCAGGAAAAAAAUUUAAUUUAAAGAAAUAUACAGGAUUACCUCCACCACGGACAAAGUUACCAUCUCUAUGUGGAUUGUCGUUAAAUAAUAUUGUUUUGUUGUUUUUUUGUAUUCUUCUUUAAGUAAUUUUGUUCAUAUCGUCACGAUGCCUGAAGUGAAUAUUCCCGAGAUUAUCAAGAAGAAGAGGGACGGGGAAAAACUGAGCAACGAGGAGAUACGCAUGUUUGUGCGCUCUGUCACUGACCGCACUAUACAGGAAAGCCAGAUAGGUGCCAUGCUGAUGGCAAUAUGGCAAAAGGGCAUGACGCAUGAGGAGACCAUGGCUCUGACUCGGGAGAUGACCCACUCUGGACAGGUGCUUCAGUGGCCUGCCGAAUGGCGGAACCUAGUGGUGGACAAGCACUCUACUGGAGGUGUGGGAGACAAGGUUAGCCUGCCCUUGGUGCCUGCAUUGGCAGCCUGUGGCUGUAAGGUACCCAUGAUCAGUGGGCGAGGCCUAGCCCAUACUGGAGGAACUCUGGACAAGCUCGAGUCUCUCCCUGGUUUUAACAUUCACCAAACACCAGCACAGCUGCAGAGGAUAUUAGAUGAAGUUGGAUGCUGCAUUGUUGGGCAGACAGAAAACAUUGUGCCCGCUGACAAGGUGCUGUAUGCACUGAGAGAUGCCACCUCCACAGUUGACAGUCUGCCACUCAUUGCAGGUUCAAUUCUUUCAAAGAAAGCAGCUGAGUCAUUGUUUGCUCUGGUUCUUGAUGUGAAAUAUGGAAAAGCAGCACUCUAUAAGGAUAUUAACAGCGCCAGGUCAUUAGCACAGUUGCUGGUGACAGUGGGGAACACUCUGGGGAUUCACACAGGAGCUGUGCUAAGCAGGAUGGACAAUCCUAUUGGACGGUGCAUCGGAAACUCCCUGGAGGUGAUCGAGGCCUUUGAGUGCCUGAAAGGUCGAGGGCCACCUGACCUGAAAGAGCUUGUUGUGUGUCUGGGUGGGUAUCUGCUAUGGAUGGUUGGGAAGUCAGACACACUGGACUCUGGGAAGAAGACCAUUGCAAGGAAUCUGGAUAACGGAGAGGCUUUGCGAAUAUUCCAGGCUAUGCUGGUGGCCCAAGGUGUACCAUCUGAAACAGCUGCUUCUUUGUGCUCUGAAAACCAGGAUUACUUCCAGUUCAUCAGGAGGGCUCAGAAUCAAAUAGAGCUUGUGGUGGAGACCGAAGGUACAGUCACAGAAAUAAAUGCAAUGAUCCUGGCUGAAGUUGUACAUACCUUAGGAGCAGGACGAACAAAGGCUGGAGACCCAGUCAAUCACAGUGUUGGAGCGGAGCUGCUGGUGUCUGUGGGUCAGCAUGUAAAGAAAGGAGAUCCAUGGAUCAGAAUGCACUUUGAGACUCCAGUUCUGAGGGAGGAUCAGAAUGUCUAUCUGCAAAGUGCACUUGUCAUUGGCAGCAAAGCCCAAAUCGAUGACACACCUCUCAUUUCAGAGUUCAUUCUGCCUAAGUGAAUCACAACAACACCAAGACUGUGUAUUAAGAUAUUUCAUAUUUAAGGUCAGCACCUCACCAUCGGGGACUCAAACCCAGGCCUCCAGCAUCACUCAACAGGGACCCAGCCUCUUGAGCCAAAGGGAAAUCUCCC
This is a messenger RNA of Lepisosteus oculatus (spotted gar), 1761 nucleotides long. RefSeq names its product thymidine phosphorylase (gene tymp). The record is from RefSeq and is a predicted model, not a curated record. Gene Ontology annotation, molecular function: pyrimidine-nucleoside phosphorylase activity; 1,4-alpha-oligoglucan phosphorylase activity. Lineage: Eukaryota; Metazoa; Chordata; Actinopteri; Semionotiformes; Lepisosteidae. Gene Ontology annotation, biological process: pyrimidine nucleoside metabolic process; pyrimidine nucleobase metabolic process. Gene Ontology annotation, cellular component: cytosol.